AUGUUUGAUAUGUAUAUAACCACAUCAUAUAUAUAUCACAAAUCUGGGUUGGAUUCGGUAAAUAAUCGAAAUAAACUUGAAAAUCUAAAGUCUCCUCUUCCCUCGGAGCACUCACAGGUAUUAGGAGUUAGACCCCUCGACUUUAUAGUAUGCACGAAUGUUACACAAAUAUGCAAUGUCCGACUUAUAGAUGCUGGUGAAACUCUUGGUGAAUGGUGGAAAUUUAAUAUAACAGCCAAUCAGAUUUUAGAUAGUCACCACAAACCAUGGAGAAACUUAUCUUGUGAUGAACAAAUACGAAGAACAUUAGCAGAUUUAAAUAAAUCAUUAGAAAUUAAUCCAAAUAGUGCAUUUGCAUUAGCAAUCCGUGGAGCAACUUAUCGCAUGAUGAACAGAUACAAAGAAUCACUAGCAGAUUUAAAUAAAUUAUUAGAAAUUAAUCCAAAUGAUGCAUUUGCAUUAGGAAACCGUGGAGCAACUUAUCUUAAAUUAUUAGAAAUUAAUCCAAAUGAUGCAUUUACAUUAGCAAACCGUGGAGCAACUUAUCAUAUGAUGAACAGAUACGAAGAAUCACUAACAGAUUUAAAUAAAUCAUUAGAAAUUAAUCCAAAUGAUGCAUUUGCAUUAGCAAACCGUGGAGCAACUUAUCACAUGAUGAACAGAUACGAAGAAUCACUAACAGAUUUAAAUAAAACAUUAGAAAUUAAUCCAAAUGAUGCAUUUGCAUUAGCAAAUCGUGGAGCAACUUAUCUUAUGAUGAACAGAUACGAAGAAUCACUAACAGAUUUAAAUAAAUCAUUAGAAAUUAAUCCAAAUUAUACAUUUGCAUUAGCAAACCGUGGAGCGGUUUAUCGCAUUAUGAAUAAGACUCACUUUCAGAUUUAA
Messenger RNA from Ambispora leptoticha, 885 nucleotides. Lineage: Eukaryota; Fungi; Glomeromycota; Glomeromycetes; Archaeosporales; Ambisporaceae. The record is from the annotation of a GenBank genome assembly.